AUGGUCCAAACUUCAUCAUCGUGCUUAAAUGAAUGUCUAUCGAAUCCCCUAUGUUAUUCAUACACAAGUCCAACUGAUUUACCAACACAAUGCACCUUAUAUUCAAAGCCGAUCAAUAUAACUAGUGAAUUAUACAAUCGUACCGCAUUCGAAUUUGGAACACAAAUAUGCUGUAAUGAUAUUAGAAACUAUGGAGUUAUCAUGUCACCGUGUCUCCCAUGUUCCACUUGUACAAAACUCAUGCAAUGUAAUCAAACAUAUUAUGUAGUGAAGCCAGGAUUACCGAACAAUCAAUUCCUCAGUACCUAUUUGCUCAGGCAAGUCAAUGCUACAAUAAAUUGUGCUAGCGAAUGUGAACUCAAUCCCUACUGCCUGUCGUUUUCAUAUAUUGUUGAUCGUCCAAGAUGGUGCUCACUAUUUAGUGGUGUCAUGAAUACAACUGUAAUACACAAUGAUACGAUGGAACAAAUGACUGGUGGGAAAGUAUGUUGUGGUAAGUGA
This is a messenger RNA of Schistosoma bovis, 501 nucleotides long. NCBI's taxonomy places the organism in Eukaryota, Metazoa, Platyhelminthes, Trematoda, Strigeidida, Schistosomatidae. The record is from the annotation of a GenBank genome assembly.